Messenger RNA from Saccharomyces kudriavzevii IFO 1802, 717 nucleotides. RefSeq names its product ubiquitin-specific protease YUH1 (gene YUH1). Gene Ontology annotation, biological process: protein deubiquitination; ubiquitin-dependent protein catabolic process. The transcript has a single exon. The record is from RefSeq and is a predicted model, not a curated record. Gene Ontology annotation, molecular function: cysteine-type deubiquitinase activity. Gene Ontology annotation, cellular component: cytoplasm. The coding region runs from base 1 to 717 and encodes 238 amino acids. Lineage: Eukaryota; Fungi; Ascomycota; Saccharomycetes; Saccharomycetales; Saccharomycetaceae.
AUGAGCAAAGACGAGCAUGCAGUGAUACCAAUCGAAUCAAACCCAGUGGUUUUCACGGAAUUUGCACAUAAACUGGGUCUAAAAAAGGAGUGGGCAUUUUUUGAUAUCUAUAGUUUAAGAGAGAUAGAAUUAUUGGCAUUUUUACCGCGGCCAGUGAAGGCUAUCGUCCUGUUGUUUCCGAUAAACGAAAAUGGUAAAGUUAGCGCUAUUCAACAAGCUCCAAAACCAAAAGAUUCAGAUGUUCUAUGGUUUAAACAAUCGAUUAAAAACGCUUGCGGUUUGUAUGCAAUUCUCCAUUCAUUGAGUAAUAACCAGUCGUUAUUGGAGCCCGGAUCCGACUUGACAAACUUUCUGAAAUCCCAAAGUAAGAAUAUAACGCCAAAGAAUAUGUUUGAUGACACAACCGCUGAUCAAUUCGUCUUGAAUGUUGUAAAGGAAAACACGCAAACAUUUUCCACUGGCCAAUCAGAAGCACCGGAAGCUACUGCAGAUAUUAAUCUGCACUACAUCACGUAUGUCGAAGAAAAUGGUGAGAUAUUUGAAUUGGAUGGAAGAAAUUUGGGCGGGCCCCUUUGUUUGGGAAAGAGCGAUCCAAGCGGCACUGAUCUGGUUGAACAAGACUUAAUUAGACAGAGAGUCGCCUCAUAUAUGGAAAACGCUAAUGAAGAGGAUGUAUUGAAUUUUGCUAUGCUGGGAUUAGGUCCAAACUGGGCAUAA